CCGUGAAGUCAACGUCGUCCUUUGCGGAGUAGGAGGAGCUACAGCCCUGCGUCGGGGCUGCGUGAGCGUGCGUGACCAGGCUUUGUCCGGGAGAAAUGGCUGGCAUUAAAGCUCUCAUCAGCCUGUCGUUCGGGGGGGCCGUGGGCCUCAUGUUCCUCAUGCUCGGAUGCGCCCUCCCGGUUUACAACAAAUACUGGCCCUUGUUCCUGCUCUUCUUCUACAUCCUGUCCCCCAUCCCUUACUGCAUCGCCCGGAGGAUAGUGGAUGACACGGACUCGGCCAGUAACGCCUGCAAAGAGCUGGCCAUCUUCCUCACAACAGGCAUCGUCAUCUCAGCAUUCGGCCUGCCCGUUGUCUUUGCGCGGGCUGAAGUCAUCGCCUGGGGGGCGUGCGCGCUGGUGCUGACGGGGAACGUGGUCAUCUUCGGGACCAUCCUGGGCUUCUUCUUGGUGUUCGGCUCCAACGACGACUUCAGCUGGCAGCAGUGGUGAAGGCCGGCGCCGCGGCGUCUGAACUGUCUGUCUGAAACCCCCCAGUAUUAUUUUGGUACUGCUGCUGCUGUUCUUAUUUAUUUGAUGGCCUCUCAUUCAUAGACCUGCAACCAACCAGUGCAAUACUAAGUUAUUAAUACUGUUUAAUCAAAGCGCCCCCUCCCUCAGCUGCUCCCUUCAUGACUGUUACACGUGCGCAUCCUGUCCGGAUCAGACCGUCCUGAGUCUGAGCCCUUCAUCCACAUAAUCCUGAGAGGCUGGAAUGCAGGAGGUUUAGUGUGACCUCUGACCUCCUGCACAUUCUAACUGAUUCUGUCUCUUAAAGUACUACUGAUCUAAAAUGCCUUCAUGAAAGGUCAGACGAUUUUCCAGAUGAAUGCAGGUUUGCUGGUGUUACAAAGAUCCAAACAGCUGAAUGCUGUUAUUGUUUUUUAACAGCUUCUGUUUUUCAGUUCAGCCACAUGAGAUCCUCAGAUUAUAAUCUGAUUAUUCGCUGUGAAAGGGGUCUGAGACGUUUUCGUCCUGAAGCAUGUGAACCUGCUUCCUGUUUGAAACGCUGAACAGGAGGACAUGAAGCUGCAGCUCCGGAACCGCCCUGAGGACGCUUCAGGUCUUCAGGUGUGAAGUGGGCGGGCCCAGAGCUGCUGGGGCCGAGCCUCUUUGUGUGCUGAGAGACGAGUCCACGUUCUGUUUCCUUCCUCUGUCUUCAGGGGACUCAUUUUAAUCUGGAACUGGGUACACGUGUUUAUGAUUCAGCGUGACUCCAUUGGGUCUCCAUUUACCCUUCAAAUGUCAGUUUACCAUAUUUUCUGAACUCUGGGGUGCACCGGAUUCUAAGACCCACCGUCAUUUUAGAAGGAAAAAGAGAGAUUUGAAGUGCGCCUUAUAGUGUGGAAAAUGCAGUAAAUCCAGUUUCUUUGCUUGUGCAAAACAUUAGUGCUGUAAACUGAACAGAGGAGGAGAGUUAAUCAACGAGGUUCUCACAUUGGAAACUACCUGAGAAGAAAGUCAUCAAUAUUUCAUUUUCUAAAUAAAGAUGGAAUCGAUUUUGAUUUUAUUGGGGGGGCAAAAACGCGCUCUUUUUAUGAAACGUCUGUGCUGCAGGUGUCUGUGUCAAAGUGGGGGGGCAGCAGAGGAGGGGCAUUAAAGACUCCCCCUAAUCUGGAAUGAAACCAUCAGGGCUUUCUGACAUGACAGAGAUGCUGGGAUGGAGACGUCUCACUCCCAUGGCGUUCUGCAUGAACACUGAGGUGGGGGCUGAUGAUGGCGAGCCCCCGUGUCACAGGGUAACAGGAGUCUGUCUGACUCCAUCCACUUCAGGCUUGGCUGUUGUUCCCGCUUCCAUGUUUGUUUCUGUUAGGUCCAGUGACAGCAGUGUUGUGUUAUAUUCCUUUAUGCAGUUGGAGGUUUUGUGUUGAUGUUUUGUGUUUUUUUCUACAAGUUUUGUCAGAAGAGUGGAGGUCAGCAUCAGUUUCUUUUUUUUUUAAUAAACUCCAUUUUGAACAGAA
Messenger RNA from Oryzias latipes (Japanese medaka), 1999 nucleotides. Its product is annotated as leptin receptor overlapping transcript like 1. Lineage: Eukaryota; Metazoa; Chordata; Actinopteri; Beloniformes; Adrianichthyidae. Gene Ontology annotation, cellular component: endosome. Gene Ontology annotation, biological process: late endosome to vacuole transport via multivesicular body sorting pathway; negative regulation of growth hormone receptor signaling pathway. The record is from RefSeq and is a predicted model, not a curated record.